GGAAGGAGCGUCUCUGGUUAAGAAGGGGAACGAAAGAUGGCGGCGGAAACGCUGCUGUCCAGCCUAUUGGGGCUGCUGCUUCUGGGGCUGUUGUUACCUGCAAGUCUGACCGGCGGUGUUGGGAGCUUGAACCUGGAGGAGCUGAGUGAAAUGCGUUAUGGAAUCGAGAUCCUGCCAUUGCCAGUCUUGGGAGGGCAGAGCCAAGCUUCGGACGUGGUGAUCGUCUCCUCCAAGUACAAACAGCGCUACGAGUGUCGCCUGCCCGCUGGAGCUAUCCACUUCCAGCGGGAGAGGGAGGAGGAGACACCUGCGUACCAAGGGCCUGGGAUCCCGGAGUUGCUGAGCCCCAUGAGAGAUGCUCCCUGCCUGCUCAAGACCAAAGACUGGUGGACGUACGAGUUCUGUUAUGGACGCCACAUCCAGCAGUACCACAUGGAAGAUUCAGAGAUCAAAGGUGAAGUCCUGUAUCUCGGCUACUACCAAUCGGCCUUCGACUGGGAUGAUGAAACAGCCAAGGCCUCCAAGCAGCAUCGCCUGAAACGCUACCACAGCCAGACCUAUGGCAAUGGGUCCAAGUGCGACCUCAAUGGGAGGCCCCGGGAGGCUGAGGUUCGGUUCCUCUGUGAUGAGAGUGCAGGCAUUUCCGGGGACUACAUUGACCGCGUGGACGAGCCCCUGUCCUGCUCUUACGUGCUGACCAUUCGGACCCCCCGGCUCUGCCCCCACCCUCUCCUCCGGCCCCCACCCAGUGCUGCUCCACAGGCUAUCCUCUGCCACCCUUCCCUGCAGCCCGAAGAGUACCUGGCCUACAUGCAGAGGCAAGACGACUCAAAGCAGGAUGAAAAUAAAGUCAUAGAGGAGGUGCAAGACCUAGAGCCCCAAAUGUGGAGUGAGGCCAAGCCUGGGGCGGUACCCCCAAAGAGAGCAGGUGCGAACCCAGCCAAGGACGACAGUAAGGAACCUGAUUUCUGGAAGAUGCUUCAUGAGCCAGAGGAGCAGGCCCCCAGAGGGGAAGGGGCAGAGGCGGAGGAGCAGGACCCGAAUCCGGAGGCAGCAGACGUGGCUCCAGGCCCUCCCAGCGAUUUUCAGAACAACGUGCAGGUCAAGGUCAUUCGGAGUCCUGCCGACUUGAUUCGCUUGAUAGAGGAGCUGAAAGGUGGAACGAAAAAGGGGAAGCCAAACGCAGCCCAAGAGCAGCCGGACGAGGACAUCCCAGAAGCCCCUCAGAGGGAACCGGAGGGGAAGGACAAGGGUGACGCGGACCCUCCGGGUGAGGUGGGGGAGGAGGACGACGGGGACGAGGACGAAGACGAGGAUGAGGAUGAGCGGCAGCUUCUGGGGGAGUUUGAGAAGGAGCUGGAAGGGAUCCUGCUCCCAUCCGACCGCGAGCGGCUCCGCGCCGAGGUGAAGGCAGGCAUGGAGCGGGAGCUGGACAGCAUCAUCCAGGAGACGGAGAAGGAGCUGGACCCGGAUGGGCUGAAGAAGGAGUCGGAGCGCGAUCGCGCCAUGCUGGCUCUGACGUCCACUCUCAGCAAGCUCAUCAAAAGGCUGGAGGAGAAGCAGAGCCCAGAGCUGCUGACGAAGCACAGGAGGAGGAAGGUGGUCGCCAGAAAGCCGCCCCCGUCGCCACAGCCUGCAGAGGAGGAUCCUGAGCACAGAGUCCGGGUCCGGGUCACCAAGCUCCGUCACGGAGGCCCCAAUCGGGAUCUGACUGUCCUCGAGAUGAAACGGGAAAACCCGCAGCUGAAACAGAUCGAGGGGCUGGUGAAGGAGCUGCUGGAGAGGGAGGGGCUCACGGCGGAAGGGAAGAUCGAGAUCAAAAUCGUCCGGCCGGGGGCUGACGGCGCCGAGGAGGACGCGCGCUGGCUGAGCGACGAGGACACGAAAAACCUCAAGGAGAUUUUCUUCAACAUCUUGGGCCAGCCAGGACUCCGGAGUGUCCCCGGCGCCGCCCUCCCAGGUGCUCACCCAGCCCUCCCGCAGGUGCAGGGAGCAGAAGAGGCGCACAAAGAGCGGCAGCGGCAGAAGGAGCUGGAGAGCAACUACCGCCGGGUGUGGGGCUCCCGAGGCGGCGAGGGCACCGGGGACCUGGAUGAGUUCGACUUCUGAGACCGCCCCGCAAGGCCCCCUGGGAAUCUGGAGCCUUCCCCUACCCCUGGAGCCCCUGAGGGCACAGCAGCAGAGGGCGCCGAGCUGUGGACUUUGUGGGCCCCAGCUCGGGGCGCGGAGGGCUGUGGGCUAGGUGCUGCCCGUGGUCUUUGCCCUCCCAGACUUUCCCGGCAUCCCCUUCCUGUCCUUGGCCCUCCCGGGUAUGGGCCCUGAACUGCAGGGAGAGCGAGCGCAGUGGGCUCAACAGGCCCCUGCCCCGCUGCCGACGGGGUUACUGUUCCCCCUUCCCCUGGGGGGCCUCAGGAGGCCCCUUCCCCUUUCCCAGCCACACGGCCCUUCCCGCCGGCCCUUCCGAGGUGGGGAACCUUCACUUCUGUCGCCCCGAAAGCGGAGAAUGCUGCCCGUCUCCCCUGACACAAUCCCAGCCAAGAAAAGGGUGGGCGCAGAACCACCAUGUUUUUUUGAACAAUCAGGUUUCUAAAUAAAGAACUGGACCAUCA
Molecule: messenger RNA, 2609 nt
Organism: Lepus europaeus (European hare)
Lineage: Eukaryota; Metazoa; Chordata; Mammalia; Lagomorpha; Leporidae
Gene: OS9
Product: OS9 endoplasmic reticulum lectin
Exons: 15
Coding region: 37-2109 (690 amino acids)
Biological process (GO): retrograde protein transport, ER to cytosol; endoplasmic reticulum unfolded protein response
Cellular component (GO): endoplasmic reticulum lumen
Source: RefSeq, a predicted model, not a curated record